GCUUGUGUGGCCCAAAACGAUUGCAGCGCCACAUCGCCACAGCGCCGGAUCCCAAUGGGUUCCAGCCACCCGAGGGCAGGCCAUGUCGGCGCGGAGGGUGAGGCACCCGAGGUGCAUAAGCUCCAUAAGGCGGUGGCGCACAUGGCUCGAAGCAUGGGCCGAUAUGGAGGGGUUUUACUCCAAGCAGCCGCAGCGUGGGAUGGAAAUGUGUUUUUUGCAGGUGCCGCGGGCAACUUGACCUACGGUAGCCAAACCUCCGAGAUCUCAGCUGCCGAUUCCUUUGAAGUGGCAUCCAUCACCAAGAUGGUCACCGCCACUGUAGUGAUGCAACUGGUGGACGAAGGCCGGGUGCAACUGGACGAAGUCUGGCGCUCCGUGGCAGGUGGAAAGCUGGAAGCGAAAGUCAAGGCCCACGUUCCGACGUGGCCCUCGGAGCGCUUCGGAGACUUCACGGUGGCGGAGCUUUUGCAGCACACGAGCGGUUUACCCAACUACUGGGAUGAUGACUCUGACUUCAUCAAGGCUUUUGAGGCAGACCCAGAUCGACUCUGGACCACCUGGGAACUCCUAAGCUAUGCCGCGGAGAUGAAGAGCAGCUGCAGCCCGCAGCAGCGCGGCCGGCCGGACGCCUUUUCCUAUGCUGAUACGAACUACUUGCUGCUGGGGCUCAUGGUGGAGCAGCUGGACCAAGAGACCUUGCCAAAGAUCUUUCGAAGACGAGUCUUCGAUCCAGCAGGCAUGUCGCGAAAAGACACCUACUGUGAAUUCUUGGAGGAGAGACCUGCAGGGGCAGCGCCCUUAGCGAGCCGCUACUUGGGAAAGCUGCAAAUUACUGGGAAGAAGCAGCACUCCGCCGAUUCCUUUGCUGCCGGUGGUAUCGUUUCAACCGCUGGAGAUUUGGAGAAGUUCAUGAAAGCGCUGGCCAGUGGGAAGCUCUUCCCCAUCAAUGGUCAUGCGACGCUCCAGAAGAUGAUGACGUGGAUCCCUGCCAAGCGCGGUACAGGGUGGUGGUAUGGCCUGGGAUUGAUGAGAUGCUUGGCGAUCUGCUGUUGGAAAUCCCCAAAAAGUCAGGGUUGAUGAUGGUUAAAUACUGAUCCCUUAGUAAAGCCUAAGCCUCAUACAAUUAUAUCAAAUUAUAUCACUUUUGUGGGUUACCCUCAAGUUUCUAUUAUCCAGUUGCAUCCAGAUUUCUUCAUGGCCCAAAGGGAAUGUAAUGAAGCAACGGUUUUGGGAAGUUCACCUGCCAUGUUUCGCCAAGGGUGUUGCCAGACUGGUCACCUGCCAGGAAUCGAUCUCGAAGAUCAGGCCGCCAAAACUCUGAGGCUGAUUAGGUGUUAGCUGCCACAGGUCCAAGCAUUUUUUCCUUGUUGAAAUAUGAUAUAAAAUGAAUUAUAAUGAUAUAUAAUGUGGUAAAAAUCAUGGUAAAAAUCAUGGUAAACCGUUAGCCCUAUAAGAAAACACCAUUUUUUGUGGUUCGCUUUUUGCAUUUCCGUGUUUCCCCUUUGCGAGGUGGGUCUCUUGAGCCGCUUCUGGGGCGCGAAACCUGUGGGCUACGUCUGGGGCCACGAAGGCUUCGGAGGGGCCUUCGCCUGGUUCUGGAGCAGCGGCGAGGUGGAGAGGGAUCUCAUCAUCACCGGCACCACCAACAACGAGGGCCGAGCCUAUGGGGAUUUAGUCAUGACAGCUGUGCAACAAACGAGAAAACUCAUCCCCUACCCAGUGAGCAUCACCAGUUGAGAACAGCGUUUCGUGCCAAGUCGAAGGUGUACAGAUGCAGGCUUUUGGUGUAAAGAUGUGUAUAGAGAAGUUUAAUCCGGCCAGAAUUCGCAAUGAGACAAGGUCAGACAUGUGAAAACA
Molecule: messenger RNA, 1857 nt
Organism: Cladocopium goreaui
Lineage: Eukaryota; Dinophyceae; Suessiales; Symbiodiniaceae
Source: the annotation of a GenBank genome assembly